Molecule: messenger RNA, 1931 nt
Organism: Melanotaenia boesemani (Boeseman's rainbowfish)
Lineage: Eukaryota; Metazoa; Chordata; Actinopteri; Atheriniformes; Melanotaeniidae
Gene: ucn3l
Product: urocortin 3, like
Exons: 2
Coding region: 312-782 (156 amino acids)
Biological process (GO): digestion; cellular response to nutrient levels; hormone-mediated signaling pathway
Cellular component (GO): extracellular region
Molecular function (GO): corticotropin-releasing hormone receptor 2 binding; hormone activity
Source: RefSeq, a predicted model, not a curated record
UGUUUAUUGUUAUUUCAUCAUGACAUCACGACCAAUGGAAAAGCUUAUAACAAAACCAAAAUGUCAACGAGAUGACGUUGUUGCUGGCGUAGGGCUGCAGUUUGAUGGCCCUUACUAAACGAAUGCAGGGGGAAUGGACGACACUCCACCGGUCAGACAGUGCGCACUGUUGACCCCCGCACGCGCUCUUAGUUUAUCAGGAUUUGCUGAAGAUUGAAGAUUCCUGCUUGUUGGGCUGUCUUUGCGUUUACUUGCUCUGUUGACCCUCUCUAACAACAUUGUUAAUCAAAGGACAAGAGUGGGGCCACGGCAUGCUGUCGUCCUUGAAGACCCUCCUGCUGCUCUCGGUCUUGUGCGCACCGACCUCCAGCUUGUGCCUGCGUCUCUACCAGACCCGCUCUGAUCUUCUCUGCAACGACCACUUGGCAGUUGGGGUCCGGAGUGAUGAGAGUGAACCUAUUUACUCCCCCGUGGACGGCUGGGGGUCCCUCGUGCAGUCCGCGGAGUAUCUCGCCUCCUCCGCAUCCUCUUCCUCUGCUGAAUCCAGUCGGGAAAGACGGACUUUAAGUCCCGCAAACUAUCGCUUUAUGAGCCGGACGAAACUCAGAGGGCAGAUGCUCCACAACAGCAGCAAAGGGGACCGCAGGAGCAGGCUCACCCUGUCCCUGGACGUCCCGACCAACAUCAUGAACGUCCUCUUUGACGUGGCCAAAGCCAAAAACCUGCGCGCAAAAGCGGCGGAGAACGCGCGUCUCCUCGCGCAGAUUGGACGGAGAAAAUAAAAUAAAAAGAAAACGGACAACUUUGCAGUAGCAGACUCAAAAUGUAAUGAAUUACGUUCGUUCCUAAAGUAAACAAUAUUUUUUUCUCCGGGGGGAAUAUUUGCUUUUAAAUAUUCACUCAAAUAAAUGAAAACAUGGCUUCUAACACCUCGAUUCUGUUGCUGAAUGUCCGUAAGUCGACAUAGUUUUUGUUUUCCAGAUCACAGCAGUAAAGGCGGGACAAACUCCAUUACAGAGGGAAAAUGUCCUAACCUUUCUCAGAGGAAUUGACAGAAAUUAAACUUUGGAGGAUGGUUGUGCUAUUGUUUUAAAACAGAGCUUAAAACUCAAAGAAAUACUCCAACAUUUGGUGGUUUUUGGUUUAUUCACACAACGUCCAAGCUUUGCCAAAUAAGCCAUUUAUUCUUUCAUUCAAUUUGAUUCUUCAUUCAUUUCAGUAAAAUAUUUUGCCAAAGGGAAACCCUCUUGUCUCAGUGAAGCAGCGGGAUUUUUUCUGUCGACAGCCUCUUGAUCAAGGCAGCAUAAGAUCAAGAGCAAAAAUGAAGAAAUCUAUCUCGUUUAAAGAUGCUCUUUUUAAACAGACGCAUUGUUUAAGGUGGAUAAAAGGACAAAUAUUUUGUUUCCCUUACUAUUUUAUUUAAUCUAAUGUUGAAUUAUACAUGGGAUAGCCUACUUUAAAACAGGCUUCAAUUAAAACAGUUUAAUGUUUAAUGUAGUUUGCCCACUGCAGCUUCAAACUAAGAGAACUUGGAUGGAUGAUAACAAAGCGAUUGCGAUUCUCAGAGGGUUUUACUUACACAUCAGCAAAAAAUAAUUAAAAUGCUAUGCACUCUGUUGCAUAAUUACUAAAUUUCUAUGUCAUGUCUUUGAAUUAUGGAUGUAAUUAUUUUCUUUUUGCUGCCUCGUUCAUUAAUUUAUUCCAAUUUUUUGUCCUCAAAAGUUUAGAAAUUAACCCACAAAUUAUCCACGUUAUUGAAACGUUGAGAGUUGCUGAAAACCCAACACUGAUGGUGAAUUAUUGUAAACCACCUGCUAAAUAAUGAAAUACAGUGAAAUGCAUGUGAAUGUAUGUGUUCAUCAGAUGUCCAUUAUUUUUCUAUUCAAAAUAAAGGAUUAUUUUUCCUCAAAUAAAGCACAUGUAACUACAAA